Messenger RNA from Pelagomonas calceolata, 1234 nucleotides. Lineage: Eukaryota; Pelagophyceae; Pelagomonadales; Pelagomonadaceae. The record is from the annotation of a GenBank genome assembly.
AUCUCGAUCGACAGCAAAGAGCGUAAAAAGGCAGCCCGAGCAUGCCCCUCGGCGCCAAGGCAGCGGCGGCGGCCGAGCCCGUGGUCAUCGUCCAGGCUUCCGGCUUCCACCUGGUGAGCUUCCUACUGGGCAUCCUCGCCGCCCUCGCGGCCGUCGCGUGCUACUCGAUCCAGACGGACGCGGACCCGUACAUGUUCGACGCGCCGCUCGGCGAAUGUGUUAGAGACAGCGCGCACCGCAAGAAGAAAGCGUGAUGGUCGGCUACGCCUGCUUCCUGGCGACGGGCUACUCGCUCAACAGCGCGACGAUGGCCAUCGCCAACAAGUGGGCCCUCACGAAGUUUCCCCACUCGGGUACUUUGACUUGUCUGCAAUUUGGCUUUUCCGCGGGCAUGGUGUUGUUGCUCAAGUGCUGUCGGGUCUUGGACGCGGACGCUCUACAACUGACGAAAGUCAAACAGUUCGCGCCCGCGGUCGUCAUGUUCUACAUCUCGAUAGCGUGCAACAUGCGGUUGUUAGCUCGAGCUACUGUAGACACUUUUAUAGUGAUUAGAUCCGUCGCGCCGAUCUUAACCCAAGUCGGCGAGGUGUUUUUGCUGGGCGCCGACUGGCCGAACCGCGACGCUUGGUUAGCCUUGUUAAUAAUAAGCAUGGGCGCUCUCGGAUUCGCGCACAAUAACCUAUCGCAAAUGUCGGACCCGGUCGUGCUGUUCUGGGCGUCGACGUACUUGUUAUGCAUCACGGCGGAUAUGUUGAUCGUCAAGCGCGUCAUCACGGCCAUCAAGCUCAAGCCCUGGGGUUAUGUUUAUUACAACAACCUGCUGGCUUUAUGUGUCUACCCAUUUUGGUCGUUGCUGACGGGCGAGGAAAUCGGACGGACGGACGGUUUGGAUGAUUCUACAGUGAUGGUCGCCGUCGCGACGAGCUGCGUCCUGGGCCUGGGCAUCUCGUUCUUCGGGCUGAACACGCGGCUGGCCCUGUCGGCGACGGCGUUCACGGUGCUCGGCGCGGCCUGCAAGUUCCUCUCGAUAUUCUUAAAUAUGGCGGUGUGGCACCAUCACGCGCCGCAUCCGGCGCUGCCCUGGCUGCUGCUGGCGCUGAGCGGGUCGCUGUUCUACCAGCGGGUGACCUAGGUGUUGCUCGCGGUGUGACUAAUCGCAUCUAUCUUAGGCCUCUAGCGUUUCGCGGGCGCGGAGCACGGCUCGCGCCGUUCGCAAAGACCUCUCAAUCCACAC